AUGGGAUACAUUUCUAAACGAGCACUUGACAACCUCGUACCGAACAAGCUCCAGGAGAUCCGAUCUUAUUGCUUCCACAACCAAUAUGAUCAAGCCACCAACCCGGACGGCAUUGUAGCCCUUGCUAUCGCAGAGAACAAGCUCAUGCGAAAUGAGAUCUGCGAGCACAUCAACAAGAGCAUGAACAUCAAUCCGUGGCAUCUGACGUAUGGGCAAGGUCCGAAUGGAGAUCCUGCCCUCCGUCGCACGCUGGCAGAAUAUGUCAACCAAGUCUUCAACCCGUCGACACCAAUCAAAGACAACCAUAUCUGUAUAUGCAACGGUGCUGGUAGUGCCGUCGACAACCUCUCCUUUUGUCUAGGAGAGCCAGCGGACGGCAUCCUUGUCGGGCGACCAUUAUACGUGGGUUUCUUUCCCGACAUCGAAGCUCGAGCAAAGAUCAAACCUGUUCUCGUUUCGUUCGGGGCAGAUGUGAACCCAACAUCGGCCGCCGCAGUCUCGGCGUACGAAGACGCCCUCCAUCGGUCCAACGCUUCAGGCACAACAAUCCGGGCGAUCCUGAUCUCCAGCCCGCACAACCCUCUCGGCCGCCCUUACGACCCUGACUUCCUCACAGGCAUCCUGAAGCUCUGUUCCAAGUACGAUAUCCACCUAAUAUCCGACGAGGUCUACGCCAAAUCGCACUUUCCGAGCAAAGACAUUCCCGACCCACCGCCAUUCGUGUCGGUGCUCUCCUUCCCGCUCGAACGGUACAUCGACCCGUCUCUCGUGCAUGUCAUAUACGCCAUGAGCAAGGACUUUUGCGCCAACGGAACUCGUAUAGGCGCGCUGAUCUCACCGUUCAACACGCAGCUCAUGCGUUCGUUUCGGUCUGUGGCGAGCUUCACCAGAGCGUCUCAACUCGCGGAGCACGCCUGGCUCAAUAUGUUCAACGACAAGAUGUGGCAGGAAUGGUACUUUCCGCUGUUCCAGUCCCGAAUGACCGACGCUUAUGCAUACACGACGUCCUACCUAAAGGCGAAUGGCAUCCCGUACAACCCCGCUAGUGUGACCAGUUUCAUUUGGUUGGACUUGUCACGCUGGUUGAAGGAAGAUAGUCAAGAUGCCGAACUGGAAUUGAAUUGGCGCAUGGCCAAAGGAGGAGUCUGGUUGGCCAUGGGUGCUAGCUUCGCCAGUGAGAAGAAUGGCAAUUUCAGAUUAACAUUUGCGUCCCCGAGGGAAGAAUUGACGAUGGGUUUAGAGAGGUAUGUGAAUACCCAACGAGAUAUGACGAGACACUCACCAUAUACGCCCUAA
Molecule: messenger RNA, 1296 nt
Organism: Exophiala oligosperma
Lineage: Eukaryota; Fungi; Ascomycota; Eurotiomycetes; Chaetothyriales; Herpotrichiellaceae
Exons: 2
Coding region: 1-1296 (431 amino acids)
Biological process (GO): biosynthetic process; amino acid metabolic process
Molecular function (GO): transaminase activity; pyridoxal phosphate binding
Source: RefSeq, a predicted model, not a curated record